This is a messenger RNA of Blastocystis hominis, 393 nucleotides long. RefSeq lists its product as hypothetical. The coding region runs from base 1 to 147 and encodes 48 amino acids. The transcript has a single exon. The record is from RefSeq and is a predicted model, not a curated record. NCBI's taxonomy places the organism in Eukaryota, Bigyra, Opalinata, Blastocystidae.
AUGCUUGCGCCGUGGCCACGCACGAGCUGGAAUACCACCGAACAAAGAUCAAUGCGCUGCGAAUCUCGCCGGACGAUCACUACAUCGCUGUGGGCGACGCAGGUCGCGAAAUCAAAGUGUGGGAGGUCGGGAGAGAGGAGCCCGUGAUCACGCGCAAAUGGCUGGCUCAUCAGAGCACGGUGACGACGAUCAGUUGGUCUCCGGAGGGAGAUCGACUUGUCUCAGGAUCGGUGGAUGGACGCAUCGUUGUGUGGAACAUGAACGCGCCGAGAGAAAUCCACGAACGACCCGGCCAACACCCGGAAGGCGUGUUCUGCGUGGAAUGGACCGACAACAAUGUGGUGUAUUCGUGCGGAGAUGAUGCCUGCAUCCGUGAAACACAACUGGUGAUGU